AUGGAAAAUUGCAAAGAGACAGCUACUCCAAUGUGUCUGAAGGAGAAGUUGAGUAAGAAUGAUGAAGCUGAAAAUGUGGAUGAGACUCUUUACAGGAGUUUGGUUAGCUGUCUCAUGUAUCUUACUGCAACUAGAUCCGACAUUUUAUAUGUUGUAAGUCUUCUAUCUAGAUUUAGUAAUUGUGCAGCUGACACUCAUUUUAGAGCAGCUAAAAGGGUGAUAAGAUAUGUUAAAGGAACAUUGAAUUUUGGAAUCAAGCUCUAUGCGAAUAAGAAGUAUGUGUUGCAGGGGUAUUCUAGUAGUGAUUGGGGUGGCUCUUCCGAUGACAUGAAACUGGUUGUUGUUUUAAUCUUUGUUCAGGAGUAUUUUCUUGAUGUUCUAAGAAGCAAGAGAUUGUUGCACAAUCAAUGGCUGAAGCUGAAUUCAUAG
Messenger RNA from Solanum tuberosum (potato), 429 nucleotides. RefSeq lists its product as uncharacterized. The coding region runs from base 1 to 429 and encodes 142 amino acids. Lineage: Eukaryota; Viridiplantae; Streptophyta; Magnoliopsida; Solanales; Solanaceae. The record is from RefSeq and is a predicted model, not a curated record. The transcript has a single exon.